Molecule: messenger RNA, 2130 nt
Organism: Trichoderma virens Gv29-8
Lineage: Eukaryota; Fungi; Ascomycota; Sordariomycetes; Hypocreales; Hypocreaceae
Exons: 3
Coding region: 653-1864 (403 amino acids)
Biological process (GO): formation of translation preinitiation complex; translational initiation; formation of cytoplasmic translation initiation complex
Cellular component (GO): cytosol
Molecular function (GO): eukaryotic initiation factor eIF2 binding; translation initiation factor activity; GDP-dissociation inhibitor activity
Source: RefSeq, a predicted model, not a curated record
GAGAUUACAUCUGUCAGAUUCUCCGAGCAUCUCGUCUCGCCCGCUAACCGCCAUCUGCCAGGCCUGCUGACUGUCUUUGCCGGUCGCAGCGCACUUUUUUUCCCCAGUCUUUUUUUCUCCUCGCCUCCACAGCAACCCAGCACAAAAAAUUAUUCGAGUCGACUGAGACCCGUGAUAGCCGCCCGUCUUCCUUCUUGUCUGCUCUUCUGGUCAAUCUCCUAGAUUGUCUGUCUACCAGCACUCUGCCCACUUAGCAGCUCAUUGCCGGUACAUUGUUGUUUAUGUAUCAGCACGAUUCCGCCACCGUAUCCAGACGUUUCUUCACGCUGCAGUUAUUUCGCAUACCGCGGAAACCUAGCAGUCCCGAUAUCAGAUCUGACGGUUGAUAUUGCCCUCGAUUUCGUUCAUGCCUAUCCCACUGCAAUCGCGAAUCUGUCCGGUCCGCCCUAUGUCCAGUACGCAUAACUGUUGAGUUGUUCAGCUUCCCUUGGUCCUCGACUCGCCCGCUCUAUCCGGCGCCAAUAUCGUCUCUCGUCCCCCGAGCCUCUUGAUGCCGAUAGCUUCGUCUCAGGCAUAAUCCAGCCCUCGUCAAUUCAAUCCCCACAGACAAACCCCAAGCAUUUUACUUUGCCACCCUUUUACAACCGUCACCAUGGCUCUCGUCAACGUUCGUCGCGAUGUCAGCGAUGCCUUCUACCGCUACAAGAUGGAACGCCUCCAGACCAAGAUUGAAGGCAAGGGUAACGGUAUCAAGACCGUUGUCGUCAACUUGUCUAGCGUCGCCCAAUCUCUUGCCCGCCCUGGUUCUUAUGUCAUCAAGUACUUUGGUUUCGAGCUGGGAGCUCAGACCAACAUCGACCCCAAGGACGACCGUUGGAUCAUUAACGGCGCCCACGAUGCCGCAAAGCUGCAGGAUCACCUCGAUGGCUUCAUCAACAAGUUUGUUCUCUGCAAGAAGUGCAAGAACCCCGAGACCGACGUCGUCAUCAAGGAUGACCACAUCGUGCUCGACUGCAAGGCCUGUGGUCAGCGCACCGACGUUGACCUUCGCCUGAAGCUUAGCGGAUUUAUCCUCAAGAACCAGCCCAAGAAGGGAAAGAAGGACAAGGCCGAGCGCCAGGGCUCCGAGAACGGCUCCAACGACGCCGUCGAGAAUGGCGACGUCAGCGAUGACGAGUUCCAAAAGGUGCAGGCCGAGGCAACCACUGCCGCCAUCAGCGCCGAGGUUGAGGUCAAGGACGACGAGUGGGCUGUCGACAUGAGCGCCGAAGCUGUCAAGGCCCGCCAGGCACAGCUGCCUGGUGAGCUCAAGCAGAAACUCAACAUUGGCGGCGACGACGAGGAUGAGGACGGCGAGGGCGGUGGCAACACCGUCUACGACGAACUCGGCAACUGGAUUGCCCAGCAAGCUGAAGAGAAGGGCGGCAUUGACAACGUCGACUCUAUCAACAUCUAUCUCAAGGCCAAGGAGCUUGGCAUUGAGUCCAAGCACCGAUCUGUCCUGGUUCUGGUGCAGACCGUCUUUGACAAGAACAUUGUUGCCCAGAUCCCCAAGCGUGCCAGCAUGCUCAAGCAGUUUGUCACCUCCGAGAAGCAUGAAAAGGCCCUGCUUGGUGGUACCGAGCGCCUGAUUGGCAGCCUAAGCAAGGAGAACCCUGACAUGCUCCAGCAGGUCGUCAAGAUCCUGCAGCUGUACUACCACCACGACCUCGUUAGCGAGGAGGUCGUCAUCCCCUGGGGCUCCAAGGCCAGCAAGAAGUACGUCGACGUGUCUACUUCUCGCAAGGUCCGCAAGGCUGCCGAGCCCUUCAUCAAGUGGCUCCAGGAGGCCGAUGAGGAGGAAUCUUCGGAAGAGGACGAGUAAAAUCGCCCUUUUCCUUUUUUUUUUUUAACACUUGGCAGCCGUCUCUGGGCUGUCCUUCACCAUCAUUUACUAGAUUGAGACUUGUGAUGCGGAAGGGGGAAAAGGAGGCCUCAAAGCUGCCAAGGGAAAUGGCACAGAGAUAUCGGGAUUUUAUAUACCAUGGCUCUGUUGUCUAUUAUUUUUUUGUAUCGGGCUUGUGCAACAACCAGACUUUGUGUAUUUAGCUAGAUUGUUUAUUAAUCGCAAAGUGCCCCAUUCCACUCUUG